Messenger RNA from Aphis gossypii (cotton aphid), 4500 nucleotides. RefSeq lists its product as uncharacterized. The coding region runs from base 2231 to 3988 and encodes 585 amino acids. Lineage: Eukaryota; Metazoa; Arthropoda; Insecta; Hemiptera; Aphididae. The transcript has 11 exons. Gene Ontology annotation, molecular function: serine-type endopeptidase activity. Gene Ontology annotation, biological process: proteolysis. The record is from RefSeq and is a predicted model, not a curated record.
AUGUUAGUUGAUAAAUUGUAAAUAAAAUAAAGUGUAUGGCCUGUGAACAAUUUAUUUUUUAUUUUUUGGCCCCUGACACCAAAAAAGUUGCUGACCCCUGGUCUAAUUUCAACCUUUUGUCUUAAUUUUUCAUGUUGUACAUUUUACUGGAUAGUGAUGUAUUGUUUUAUUUAUCAUACAUUUUAAAAUAUGAAAGUAAAGCUCAAAAUAAGUAUAUCACAGUAUUGCACUGCAGGAAAACAUUUUUAAUAUAUGUUUAUAAUUUUAUACUGGUGAUGAACUUUAGUUUUGAUGAAAACAAACUAAUUGAAAUUUGUUCCUAAUGAGUAAUUACAUUAUUGUUUUGAUUUUUGACUAAUUCACCACAUUGAGUUGUAUAAUUAUAUUAUAACAAGGGUGGCCAACUUUUAUGAGCUUUUGAUCGACCUCUAAGUUAAAUUAGGUUAUCACGAUCGACUAAAAACAGGUCGUUAAUAAUUAUAAAAUGUAUAAAAAAGUUUUUAAAAUUACACGAAGGAGUCGCAAUCGACUUGUUGGCUAUCCCUGCUGUGUUAGACAUGUUAUGAGAUAUUGUAAAAUUUUUAUAUGAAAAUAAUGAAAAAUUGUUUCGAAUGCGUUCAUCGAGUAGUUUGAACGUUUGAUAUGUUUAUGUGAAAUGUAAAUCAGGUACCUAUGCAAUUAUUGUUUUAUUACUGCAUUCUGAUAAUCGCUGUAGCAAUAUUUUUUCUUCUUUUUUUCUUUUUAGACUUAUACAUUUUUUUUUCUAUUAAUUCUUCAUUUACGUACUUUUAUUGACGUUUCUGUUAUUGCCGAACUAUUUCAAAUAUAUGUAUUUUGUUUAUCUACCCCAUUAGACGAUUAAUUUAAAUGUUGGUAGGUAUUUAUUAUUAUCAAUUAUACUUAUUAUAAUUUAAAACUUUCUUGUGCAGGAGAGAUACUUUAUCGUUUAUUCGUUUGUAGGGACAUCGUUAGGUAUUCAAAUUUGUUAUAACUAAUCUUGUGGUUUUUUAGUCGAUAUGAAAAAUUACUAGUUAAUGCGAUUGCUCCGCUCGAUUAACUGACGUUCAUUAGAACAACUCAAAUAAUAAUAAUUAAACUUUUUUAAUUAACUUAUUUUGCAUAUUAUUUAAAAUCUGUUUUGAUACAAACAUGUUUCGCGAACGCUUUGUAGAUUUUCAUUUCAAAAAUUAUUAACGCAUAUUUUUGCAUAUUUAAUACCUAUAUUUUAAAGAUUGUGCAUAUUUUUGUUUUUAUGAUACAUUUUUUUGUGCACAUAGUUAUUUCAAAGCAAUUUUUCUUAAGUAAACAAUAUAAACUUAACAAAAAAAUCAAUCAUCAAGUACCUAUAUAUAUUUAUUAAAACUAAAAAUAUGAACAAUACUGUUUUAUUUAUUCAUAUCAGUUUUAUCUUUGUUCGAACACCGACCCUCUUGGCGCGUUUUUUCAAUGACCAAAGGUCACCACGGCACGAGCCAUUAUCUGGUCGGCUGUGAUCGCCGCGACUUGUCGCCGUCGUUCUGGGUCGACGCGUCAACUUUGUCGCGGCGUCUUCACACCUUUGGCACUCUUUAGUCUUUACUUUUUCGCCCGACAUCGGUCGUGCGUGUUGUUGCCGCGGUACAUUUUCUUAUGCGUUUUAUGUGUGUUGUCCGGGGACAAUAAAAACCACGUGUCCUUUCAUUUUGGACUCCACGAAAGUUCGUGUUCAGACGAGCCAAGUUUAUUUAUUAUUAUUUGCUACAUCGUCAAGCGAGCCAUACGAUUAUCACGCCCGUGAAGAGUGCCAAUCGAAACUACCCACUACCAGAUCAGGCCAUAUACACGUAUUUAAUGAUAACAAGUAAUCGAUUGUUCGAAAUCUGGUCAGGGUCGACGGCAACGACGACGACGAUGAUGAUGACAACAACAACGGCCCGCGAUCGCUUCGAAAAACCAGUCACGAGUAUAAUAAUAAUAUGUACCUACCGACUGUACGUAUUGAAUAAUAUAAUAUUCACCUAACGAUUUAUCUUAUCGCGUACACGCACUCUGGUUCGGGGGCAGAACUCUAUGGCGUGCUCGAGGGAUACACUACACACGACUCAUAUUAUACCAGUAACCAGUGCGGUAACCCGAGCUCCCGUGUCGGUGGCGUUUGUUUAAUAUAGUGAGUUAACAUCACACCAAUCCACUUUUUCUACACUGGCUGCAUUCAAUUGCUGUCAAGUCUACAGUCAAGCUAAGAACUUUGAUGAUGCGACGUUUCUCGUUCGCUGUCGUUGUAGCCACAGCGUUAUGGCUACAGCAGACUGUCGAAACCGGCGGUAAGACAUCUGUCGUGCCCUCAUUUUGGUCGAACGUCACCGCCGAAUUUCCAUUUUUAGUGGGGUUGACCACCGGAGAAAAAGACGACGAAACGAACCGGCAAACCCUUAUUUGCUCAGGAACCUUGAUAUCUUCGACAUUCGUUUUAUCGUCAGCGUAUUGCACGUCGAGUUUGAUGACCACGGUCAAAUCGAAUUUGGACGGCUCUUCACUAAUCGCAUAUUGGAAAACACCUAGGAACUCCGUCAAGUACCACCGGACCAUAAGUGUUCACCCCCAUCCGUUAUACAACAAAGUCACACGCAUUUCCGACUUAUCGCUGGUAAAGCUAAAGAAGCCAUUCAAACAUGUUGAACAUUUCGUCGGGUUAUCGCCAAGAACGUUGAAAAGUGACGUUGAACUGAAUUGCGUAAUUGUAGGGAUAGGUGCGCCCCAUGAACGAGGUUAUAAGGUCCCAGUUCGUGUAAAAUAUGGCCGCACCGCUUGCCGGAUUCCAAAAUCAAACCCUAGUCUCGAGUUUGUGAUCGGCUACACUUGGGCGGAUUUCUUGUGUGCAGAGACGAUAGGCCCAGGAGUUACGCGAUUGCCGUGUGACCGGUCUGACCCACUGCUGUGCUCCAGCGGUCGGCAUCAGUAUGGAAUCUUUAGCUAUGGGUACGACGGCACAGAUGCGUCUCUGGCGACAAUUGAGUGCGGUGAUUCGGCUGUCCAGGGCAGACUCUUGUUUGUCAAUAGGCACGCUGGCUGGAUUUCUGACACGAUGACGAAAGAGGGCGACGAUGACGGCUCAUGGCAGUUCGGAAAAAAUGGCAGAACAACAACGAGGCAUCGUCACACCACGCAGCCACGAUCGACAACCAACUCGACUCAAGCAGCAGUGCCGCACGUAACCAGCACGGCCCGUCCGGUCCGACCAGAAAUCGACUACCCGUAUCUGGUAUACUUGGAAGGUCGGUUUGACGAACCGGUGUGUGGCGGUACUCUAAUAACACCCUGGCACGUUCUCACGACCGCUUACUGUACGACGAGGAUGACCGAAAUCGUGGUAACCGUUACAGCACAUCAUAGACAACACGCAAACGCAAGACUCGUUUACAUUCAUCCAGAUUUUGACUCGUACACACUGACCGCGGACAUCAGCAUCGUAGUUUUACGCGAACCGUUAAACGUGAUUAGGUACGCACAGCUGCCAGAUAUUAUCAGUGACCCGAUCAACGACAACUCCACUACCAAAGCGCUGAAUUGCGUGGUGGUGGCGAGAAGAUGGAUGACACCCUAUUACAUUACGGUCAAUGUUAUGUACGGGCUCAAAGCUUGUCGGGAAUCAUUCGAUUCGGAAAUUCAGACGACCGUCAACAAGACUUGGCGCGAGUUCAUCUGUGGAAUGCCCAAUCAAGAACUUCGGAACGACACGGGGGAUCCGUUAAUUUGCAACGGAUUUCAGUACGGCAUAAUUAGUCACGCGUAUCGGACCAAGAUGCAAGCCUCCGAAACCGGAAGUAUCGAUCAUCAAGUGCGUUUCUUGAUAGUUGACUAUCACAGAGAGUGGAUCUACGGCGUGAUCGCGGCUGAUAAUCAAAUCGACACUAACGAUGGAAGUCCAUACGCAUUCCCUAGACUCUUGAUCAGCCUAGUUCUACCACUGCUAACAAUCGUACUCCAAUUAUUGUCACAGUUAAGGUAGAGGAAUCGUUCGAUGACAACAGGUAAGAACAUACAUUUUGUGUAAUAAGAACAUCUGGUGUUUACUGUAUACCAGAAAAGACGCAAUUAAAGCUAAAAAAAACACGUUACACAACUUAGUGAGUGACAAAUAAAUAUACAUCAUAAAAAUGUCAUCGAAAAAAGUUGUUUUGGAAGUAGUACGUCAUACAAAAAAAAAUAAUUUGGGUACCUAACCUUUGAAAAAUUCGAAAAGUUUUAAUUUUUUUAUUGUUUAUUUAUUUAUGUUUUAUUUUAAUGUUCGUCAUAACAAGUAUUGGCUAAAUAACAUCCAAUUAUUGUCGAUUAUAAGUUAAAAAUAUUGUUUAAAAGUGCUGUGUUUGACUCAACGGUGUUAGUAGUAUGUUUUAGUCGGUUCCGUAUCCCCCGCAAAUCCAGGAGAUCCAGGUACUCCGCCCUCCCUAUCGUGCGCGUGCCAUGCCUAUCGCGGCCAUGCCCCUCCAUGUCGUGCCCGGCCUUACCCCUCCAUGCUGU